AAGAACUUCAGUAUGGGUACGUGGUAGGUGAAGCAGGGGUUCUUUUCUUACGUAGUGGUUAGAGUUCAACUUAGAGAAGCGGAUAGGUAUCAAAGAGACACCCGGGACACGAAGCAUGCUCCCUCGCAGGCAGGACUACGGCAUGAAGCGGGGCGCGGCGGCUCGGAGCGGCUCGCUGAUAAACUUUCGGAGCGCGGUGAACUCGGGCUCGGUGCGCCGCAGCUCCGCCGUGCUGCCGUCGGUGCUAACGUUCCUGGUGAUCGUAGCAUCCGGAGGCCUGCUGCUCAUGAUCGAGAAAGGAAUGCUCAACAGCAUGGAGACGCCUUCACCCCGGGGUAACGGCAGGCGGCUGGACUUCAUCCGGCAGGCGGGGAAGCGCAGCGCUGAUGCCGCGGACGUGGAGUUGCAGAUCCUCCAGGAGAUCCGUAACCGGACCAUCAAGACCAUGUGCAGCCAGAAGAACAUGCCCCACAGCAUCUGGUCUCUGAGCCCCCCGCAGAGGAAGACGCUGCUGCAGCACAUCCUGGUGAACGACGAGCACCGCUUCCUGUACUGCUACGUCCCCAAGGUGGCCUGCUCCAACUGGAAGAGGGUUCUGAAGGUCCUGAACGGAGCCCUGGAGAACGUGGACGUCAACAUCAAGAUGGACCACCGCAACGACCUGCUUUUUCUGUCCUCCCUGAAGCCCGAGGAGAUCCGCUACCGCCUCAAGCACUACUUCAAGUUCAUGUUUGUGCGGGAGCCCAUGGAGCGGCUGCUGUCCGCGUACCGGAACAAGUUCGGAGAGAUUGAGUCCUACCAGAAGAGGUACGGGGUGGAGAUAAUAAAGCGGUACAGAAAGGGCCACGCGAAGGACACAUCUGUAACAGGAGACGACGUGACCUUCGCGGAGUUUGUCCGUUACUUGCUGGAUGAGGACGUGGAGCGCAUGAACGAGCACUGGAUGCCCGUGUACAACUUGUGCCAGCCGUGUGCUGUUUCUUACGACUUCAUUGGCUCCUACGAGAAUCUCGAAAGCGACGCAGAGUUCGUGCUCCAGCGCAUCGGGGCACCUCCUUAUGUUCACUUCCCAGAGAGGCAAACGUGGUACAAGCCGGUCACCACAGAAACGUUACACUAUUAUUUGUGCAGCUUACCACAGAAGCUACUGAGGGAACUCCUGCCCAAGUACAUUUUAGACUUUUCUCUAUUCACAUAUCCCCUCCCCAACACAACCACUGAACACUGCCGGCAUUAAGCGUGCAAUCUUUUAUAGUUUUGAGAUUAUUUUUAUAGAGAAUCAUUUGUACUAUUUUUAUUCCAUGGGAACAAAAGGUAUUUUGAGAGCUGUUACACUUUUUGUUUGUUUUUUUUAAACUGGCGACGUCUUCAUAGCAUUUCAAAACCACUAAAGCUUCAAAUCCAAUACAGGAAAAAGUUACUGAUCCGUAUGUUGUAUGGCCUGUUACAGGAAAUGAUUUGUUGCAGUAUUCGAUGAUGAAAAUGUUGAUACGGUUGCAAGACCAAA
Molecule: messenger RNA, 1507 nt
Organism: Stegastes partitus (bicolor damselfish)
Lineage: Eukaryota; Metazoa; Chordata; Actinopteri; Pomacentridae
Gene: chst14
Product: carbohydrate (N-acetylgalactosamine 4-0) sulfotransferase 14
Exons: 2
Coding region: 116-1237 (373 amino acids)
Biological process (GO): dermatan sulfate proteoglycan metabolic process; carbohydrate biosynthetic process
Cellular component (GO): membrane
Molecular function (GO): sulfotransferase activity
Source: RefSeq, a predicted model, not a curated record